This is a messenger RNA of Thlaspi arvense, 1161 nucleotides long. The record is from the annotation of a GenBank genome assembly. Lineage: Eukaryota; Viridiplantae; Streptophyta; Magnoliopsida; Brassicales; Brassicaceae.
AUGUCAUCGAGUCUGCCCAUAACAUGGACCUAUGGUGCACCCAAUGGAGCAUUUGGCCACUACAGGUGCUACCAUUGCAACUAUAGAGGGAUUGCACCCUCUAACCUAUCAGAGAUCCAGUGCCCACGGUGCUUGACGCAGUUUGUCGUCGAGAUUGAGACGAGACAGCCUCAGAUUGCUUUCUAUCAUGACGCUCCACCUUUUGAUGUUUCUCGUCUUCUCGAAGCUCUGUCCCUCAUGUUCCAUCCUCCAAUCAUAGGUGGAUUCGGCGCAGACCCGUUUCUCAGGGAAAGAUCAAGAAACAUGGAGCCAGAGCGAAGAACCCGACCGCACCAUCAUCGACGACGUCACAGCCUUGACAAUGAUGAUAACAAUGGUGGUUUACCUCAACCAAGAAGAACAUAUGUCCGGUCCAUGAUUGAGCCACCAAAUCCAGAACCAAGACCCCGACCUCACCACCUCGAUCAUCCAAUCAUUGGUGGACUCGGUGCAGACCGGUUUCUCGGGGAAAGAACAAGAAACAUGGAACCAGAACCAAGACCCCGACCGCACCACCAUCCACGACGUCACAGCCUCGACAGUGAUAACAAUGGUGCACCGAGAAGAUCAUAUGCAAGACUCCGGCCCAUGAUUGAGCCACCAAAUCCAGCACGACCUCUACCUCAGCGUUCGAACCCACGUGGUUUCUUUACUGGAGCAUCAGGCUUAGACCAGCGUAUUGAACAGCUAACACAAGACGAUAGCCCUGGAUCACCACCACCUGCAUCACAACCCACCAUUGAUGCCCUACCGACCGUGAAGAUUACGCCACAACAUCUAGCCAACGACAUGUCCCAGUGCACGGUGUGCAUGGAGGACUUCAUUGUUGGCCGGAAAGCAACAGAACUACCAUGUAAACACAUUUACCAUAACAACUGUAUAGCCCCAUGGCUCAGGCUUCACAAUUCUUGCCCUAUCUGCCGCCGUGAACUGCCUUCUGUCAACACCGUUACAGAUUCUCGGGGGAGGGGAGAUUCUAUUCUACAAGACAUACUUGAAAGAAGGCGCCUAAGGCGGAUGAAUCAGCUCGGGAACAUUUUGCCUUUUAGGGCAAGGGACCAAAGGGUUAGUCCACGAGACACAGCACACAUGAAUCCUCGGGGUAACAGGAGCCAAAACUGA